CCCCCCCCCCAUUUCCCUGCCUUGAAACACAGCGGAGUAAAAUAAUGCGUUUUUCUUUCACAUUUUACAGAAUCUAAGCAGACAUAUAGCUCUGACACAUUUCCUCCGAGGCGAGAAGAGGAGAGAGAAAGACUUCUAUCAGCAGAUUUGAAGAAGCAAAAACAGCAGCUCCUCUGCACUUCUGAUUUUUUAAAAGGGUUUUCUGGGUCGAUUAAUUUGAGGAUCAAACUGAGGCUGAUUGCUGAUUUUGGAGGUAUUACUGCUUCCAGCUUAGAGAGAGACUGAAGUUUGAAGACAAAGCUGUAGUGGGUUGCUGAUUCCUUCAAGCAAGCAUCUUCUGGUAACGGGAGAGAGAAAGUGAAAGGAGUUCGAGAGGUUUGAAGAUCAAGCUAUAUGGGUUGCUUUCUGGAGAAAAGGACAAAUUCUAGUUCCUGAGGCUUAAAGAAACAGAAGAUAAGGGAAGAGAGAAAUGGAGGGCUUUGGCCUUGAAUGUUGAGGAAAGUCAAAGCAAUUUGAGUUGGUGCAGCUCUCUUCAUCAAUCCGAUCCUUGCCAUAUAGAAAUCAUGGUGGAAGAUAAAGGAAAAGAAGUUAUACAAGAUAUUCAGACAGUCGAAGACUGGUUAUCAUAUGCGCAAGAGCUUGUUCCCUUGGCACUUGACAAGGCCAAGACUGUGAAGGGGUUUCCUGGUAGAUGGAAGAUGAUCAUUUCCAAGUUGGAGCAGAUCCCUUCGCAUUUAUCUGAUUUAUCCAGUCACCCUUGUUUCUCCAAGAAUUCACUUUGCAAAGAACAAUUGCAGGCUGUGUCAAAGGCGCUGAAAGAAGCAAUUGAAUUGGCAGAUUUAUGUGACAGUGAGAAAUAUGAAGGUAAACUUAGGAUGCAGAGUGAUCUCGAUUCUUUAUCCGGGAAAUUGGAUUUGAAUUUACGAGAUUGUGGGCUUCUGAUCAAGACUGGGGUGCUUGGUGAAACUACUCUGCCUUCAGCUGUGGCCGGUUCGUCAACAGAGCCUGAGGCUGCCAUUCAUGGCAAUAUAAGGGAAUUGCUUGCUCGGCUUCAGAUCGGGCACUUGGAAGCAAAGCACAAAGCUCUUGACAGCCUCGUUGAGGUCAUGAAAGAGGAUGAGAAGACUGUUUUGGCUGUUUUGGGCAGGAGCAAUGUUGGUGCUCUAAUCCAGCUAUUAACAGCAACCUCUCCUCGAAUCCGGGAAAAGACUGUUACUGUAAUCUGCUCACUUGCAGAAUCUGGGAGUUGUGAGAAUUGGCUUGUUUCUGAAGGUGUUCUGCCACCUCUGAUAAGGCUUGUGGAGUCAGGUAGCACAGUGGGCAGAGAGAAGGCUACGAUCUCGCUCCAGAGAUUGUCCAUGACAUCAGAAACAGCCAGGGCAAUUGUUGGACAUGGCGGGGUUCGACCACUGAUUGAAAUUUGUCGAAUUGGUGAUUCAGUAUCACAGGCUGCAGCUGCUUGUACUUUGAAGAACAUAUCUGCUGUACCUGAGGUUAGACAAAAUCUAGCUGAAGAAGGGAUUGUAAAAGUCAUGAUCAAUCUCCUUGAUUGUGGAAUUCUACUAGGAUCUAAAGAAUAUGCUGCAGAAUGCUUGCAGAAUCUCACUGCUAGCAAUGACAAUUUAAGGAGGAUUGUUAUUUCAGAAGGAGGAAUCCAAAGGCUAUUGGCAUAUCUAGAUGGUCCAUUGCCCCAAGAAUCUGCAGUUGCAGCAGUAAGGAAUUUGGUAAGCUCAGUCUCUAUGGAAAUGUUGGUAUCUCUUGGCUUCCUUCCUUGCUUGGUUCAUGUCCUUAAAUCUGGAUCGGUAGGCGCACAACAAGCCGCUGCAUCUGCAAUAUGUCGAGUUUGCAGCUCAUCGGAGAUGAAAAAAUUGGUAGGUGAAGCUGGAUGCAUUCCUCUGCUCAUCAAAUUGCUUGAGGCCAAAUCAAACAGCGUUAGGGAGGUUUCUACACAAGCAAUUUCAAGUUUGAUGACACUUUCACAGAAUUGCAGAGAAGUUAAAAAGGAUGAUAAAAGUGUGCCAAAUCUGGUUCAGUUGCUUGACCCAAGUCCACAAAACACUGCAAAAAAGUACGCUGUGUCCUGCCUAGCAUCUCUUUCUUCAAGCAGGAAAUGUAAGAAAUUGAUGAUUUCCUACGGCGCAAUUGGUUACCUGAAGAAGCUAAGUGAGAUGGACAUCCCAGGUGCUAAGAAGCUGCUCGAGCGGUUAGAAAGAGGGAAAUUAAGAAGUUUGUUCAGCAGAAAAUAGAUGAUAAAUUGUACCCUUCUUUUGUGUAUGAUAACGUUUUUACAUGUAAGCUCUGUUUCAUUAUCUGCAUGAAACAAUAGCCUAUUAUGAACUCUGCUAAUCUUUGCAAUCAAUCUUAUAUUUAUAUAAAUAUACAAGCUUUCUCCUCUA
Molecule: messenger RNA, 2396 nt
Organism: Manihot esculenta (cassava)
Lineage: Eukaryota; Viridiplantae; Streptophyta; Magnoliopsida; Malpighiales; Euphorbiaceae
Product: vacuolar protein 8
Exons: 4
Coding region: 564-2246 (560 amino acids)
Molecular function (GO): protein binding
Source: RefSeq, a predicted model, not a curated record